GCCUCGUCCAGACGGAGCCCUUUGCCGACAAUAUGCAGUCGAGAACAUUCAUCUUGCUAGGCAAAAAAAAAAAAAAAACAAAUCCUUCGAUGGAGUAUAUAACCAUCAGAGCCCCAGAUGUCACAUCAAUGUUGUCUCUCUCUACCACCUCUUCAUCGCGCCUCCCUCCCAGGUUCAAAGACAUUUCUACAAUCGGUGAAGUGAGAAGUUAAAAGCCCACCACAGCAGCCCAUCAUGUUGUCUCUUGCCGUGACAGCGGCCCUCCUCGGGCUCGCAUCCGCCCAGCAGGUCGGAAAGGAACAGGCCGAGACACACCCCAAGCUGAGCUGGAAGAAGUGCUCGGGCAAGGGCUCGUGCACGGCGACCAACGCCGAGGUGACCAUCGACUCCAACUGGCGAUGGCUGCACACCACCGAGGGCACGGAAAACUGCUACGACGGCAACGAGUGGACGUCUAAGUGCAGCUCCGCCGACGACUGCGCCACCAAGUGCGCCGUCGAGGGCGCCGAGUACAGCAAGACCUACGGCGCCUCCACCAGCGGCGACGCCCUCACCCUCAAGUUCCUCACCAAGCACGAGUACGGCACCAACAUCGGCUCCCGCUUCUACCUCAUGAACGGCGCCGACAAGUACCAGACCUUCAGCCUGCUCGGCAACGAGUUCGCCUUCGACGUCGACCUCUCCACCGUCGACUGCGGCCUUAACGCCGCCCUCUACUUCGUCGCCAUGGAGGAGGACGGCGGCAUGGCCAGCUACCCCAACAACAAGGCCGGCGCCAAGUACGGUACCGGAUACUGCGACGCCCAAUGCGCCCGUGACCUGAAGUUCGUCGGCGGCAAGGCCAACAGCGAGGGCUGGAAGCCGUCCACCAACGAUGCGAACGCCGGUGUUGGCCCCUUCGGUGCCUGCUGUGCCGAGAUCGAUGUCUGGGAAUCCAACUCCCACUCCUUCGCCUUCACCCCCCACCCUUGCACUGACAACGAGUACCACGUCUGCGAGACCGACCAGUGCGGCGGCACCUACUCCGAGGACCGAUUCGCCGGCAAGUGCGACGCCAACGGCUGCGACUACAACCCGUACCGCAUGGGCAACACCGACUUCUACGGCAAGGGCAAGACCGUCGACACCAGCAAGAAGUUCACCGUCGUAACCCAAUUCGAGAGCAACAAACUGACGCAGUUCUUCGUGCAAGACGGCAAGCGCAUCGACAUCCCGGGCCCCAAGAUCGACGGCUUCCCGGCCGAGAGCAACAUCACGCCCGAGUACUGCAAGAACGAGUUCGCCGUCCUCGGCGACCGCGACCGCUUCUCCGAGGUCGGCGGCUUCGACCAGCUCAACACCGCCCUCGGCCUGCCCAUGGUCCUCGUCAUGUCCAUCUGGGACGACCACUACGCCAACAUGCUCUGGCUCGACUCCAGCUACCCCCCCGAGAAGGCCGGCCAGCCCGGCGGCGACCGUGGCGACUGCGCCCCCGACUCCGGUGUCCCCUCCGACGUCGAGGCCACCAUCCCCGAUGCCAAGGUCAUCUGGUCCAACAUCCGCUUCGGCCCCGUUGGUUCCACCGUCGAGGUCUAAAACCCCCUCCCCCCCCCACACUACCCUUCUCAUCACCGUCAUCAUCGGUCCCGCCACCAGGUGUAUGAAAAGAAAAAAAGGCACAGGCUUUAAAAAAAAAAACGGCCCGUAUAUAUUGGACACAUGUAUAUAUUUCUACCCUACCUACCCUUCGUAUAGUAUCAAAGCAAGACUGUUCCUUUUACCCCCGAAGUGUGUAUGUAGCUCUACAGUACUAGGUAGUGUGAGAAACAUCAAUUGAAAAAUUGAAAAGAAAAUUG
Messenger RNA from Hypoxylon fragiforme, 1835 nucleotides. RefSeq names its product glycoside hydrolase family 7 protein. NCBI's taxonomy places the organism in Eukaryota, Fungi, Ascomycota, Sordariomycetes, Xylariales, Hypoxylaceae. The coding region runs from base 235 to 1575 and encodes 446 amino acids. The record is from RefSeq and is a predicted model, not a curated record. Gene Ontology annotation, molecular function: hydrolase activity, hydrolyzing O-glycosyl compounds. The transcript has 5 exons. Gene Ontology annotation, biological process: carbohydrate metabolic process.